Molecule: messenger RNA, 3804 nt
Organism: Carya illinoinensis
Lineage: Eukaryota; Viridiplantae; Streptophyta; Magnoliopsida; Fagales; Juglandaceae
Product: methionine S-methyltransferase
Exons: 12
Coding region: 157-3438 (1093 amino acids)
Biological process (GO): biosynthetic process
Molecular function (GO): methyltransferase activity; pyridoxal phosphate binding
Source: RefSeq, a predicted model, not a curated record
AGAAAAAGAAAGAGAGGAGGGAAAAAAAAACGCCUGCGACAACGUCGGUAAUGCAUCCAAUCCAUUCCUUCCUCCCAUCUCAUCUCCCAUUUCUUCUGCACUGCAAAAACAACUACCUUUCCCUUUAGCUGCUGCUUUGAGCGGUCGAGUGACUUUAUGGGGCUUACUGUGGAGGACUUCUUGAACGAGUGCCAGCAGUCCGGUGAUGCGGCCUACGCUGCCUUCCGAUCCUUGCUCGAUCGCCUCGAGAAUCCCACCACCCGCGUUGACGCCCGCAUCUUCCUCUCCCUUCUCCAGAAUCGCUUCGCCUCCUCCCCUUCCAAACUCGCCGCCGAUCAGUUCUUCCACUCUUUCCAUUUUCGUAUCGACGACAUUCUCCUCGACCAAUACCAAGGAUACCAGGGUAGGAAGAAAUUGACAACGAUGGUGAUCCCUAGCAUAUUUGUUCCCGAAGACUGGUCCUUCACUUUCUACGAAGGACUGAAUAGACACCCAGACUCUAUCUUCAAGGACAAGACGGUCGCUGAGCUUGGUUGUGGGAAUGGAUGGAUAUCCAUUGCCAUUGCUGACAAGUGGUUGCCCUCUAAGGUGUAUGGGCUUGAUAUUAAUCCUAGAGCCGUCAAGAUUUCAUGGAUAAACUUAUACUUGAAUGCCUUAGAUGAGAAAGGCCAGCCCAUAUAUGAUGCAGAGAAUAAAACUUUGCUUGACAGGGUGGAGUUUCAUGAAUCCGAUCUACUCUCUUACUGUAGAGAUCAUGGCAUUCAACUUGAACGAAUUGUUGGAUGCAUACCUCAGAUUCUUAAUCCAAAUCCUGAUGCAAUGUCUAAGAUGAUUACAGAAAAUGCGAGCGAGGAAUUUCUGCAUUCGCUGAGUAAUUAUUGUGCACUUCAGGGUUUUGUUGAGGACCAGUUUGGCUUAGGCCUAAUUGCGAGGGCGGUUGAGGAAGGAAUAGCUGUCAUCAAACCUCUGGGGAUCAUGAUCUUCAAUAUGGGAGGCCGUCCAGGACAAGCAGUUUGUAAACGCUUGUUUGAGCGCCGUGGUUUCCGUAUCUCCAAGAUUUGGCAGACUAAAGUUAUUCAGGCAUCGGAUACAGAUAUUUCAGCCUUGGUUGAAAUUGAGAAGAACAGUCCACACCGUUUUGAGUUCUUCAUGGGGCUUUCUGGAGAUCAGCCUAUUUGUGCUCGAACAGCAUGGGCCUAUGGGAAGGCUGGGGGUAGCAUUUCUCAUGCAUUAUCAGUUUACAGUUGUCAGCUUCGUCAACCAAAUCAGGUCAAGACAAUUUUUGAGUUUCUUAAAAACGGCUUCCAUGAGAUCAGCAGUUCUUUAGAUUUAUCUUUUGAAGACGAUUCUGUUGCUGAUGAGAAGAUUCCAAUGCUGGCUUAUCUUGCUACUGUCUUGAAAGAGAGUUCCGUUUUCCCCUACGAGCCACCGGCUGGAAACAAGCGAUUCCGUGAUCUCAUUGCAGGCUUUAUGAAAACAUAUCACCACAUUCCACUUAAUGCUGAUAACGUUGUCAUCUUUCCUUCGAGGGCUGUGGCAAUUGAGAAUUCUCUUCGAUUGUUCUCCCCCCGCCUUGCAAUUGUUGAUGAACAUCUGACCCGACACCUACCUAGGCAAUGGCUAACAUCUUUGGCAAUUGAGCAUACAGGAAGUGAUAACCUAUCGGAGGAUAUACUUACAGUCAUAGAAGCACCACGUCAGUCAGAUUUGAUGAUAGAGCUGAUUAAGAAGUUAAAGCCGCAGGUGGUGGUGACUGGGAUGGCUCAAUUUGAGGCUGUUACUAGUGCAGCUUUUGAGCACCUUUUAGGUAUUACGAGAGAAAUUGGAUCUCGUCUUUUCUUAGACAUAUCUGAUCAUUUUGAGUUAUCCAGUCUCCCAGGUUCCAGUGGGGUCGUAAAAUAUCUUGCAGGAACUCAGCUGCCCUCACAUGCAGCAAUUAUAUGCGGCCUGGUAAAAAAUCAGGUUUAUUCAGAUCUGGAAGUAGCUUUCAUCAUUUCAGAAGAAGAGGCCAUCUUUAAGGCAUUAUCCAAGACUGUAGAACUGCUACAGGGAAUUACUGCACCAAUUAGUCAAUAUUACUAUGGUUGUCUUUUCCAUGAGCUUCUGGCUUUCCAACUUGCUGACCGACAUGCACUUACUAAGAGGGAAAGCCAAAAAGACAACUCAAUGGAGAUGAUUGGCUUUGCCAGUUCAGCCAUCUCAGUUCUAAAUAGCUCAGAGUUGUCAAUUAAUGAGGCCAAGAACACAUCCCUGAUUUACAUGGAUGUUGAUCAGAGCUUCUUGCCCUUGCCAUCUCCUGUAAAGGCUGCAAUCUUUGAAAGUUUUGCAAGACAGAACUUGGCCGAAUCGGAAAUAGAUGUCAAUUCUAGCAUCAGACAGUACAUCAAGAGCAAUUAUGGGUUUCCAACUGAUAGUGGCACAGAAUUGAUAUAUGCUGACAGCUCGCUGGCUCUGUUUAAUAAGGUGGUCCUAUGCUGCAUCCAAGAAGGUGGAACUUUGUGCUUCCCAGCUGGCUCAAAUGGGACCUAUGUGUCUGCUGCUAAAUUUUUAAAAGCAAGCAUUGUAAAUGUCCCUACCAAGUCUGGAGAAGGUUUUAAGCUGACAGAGAAGAUACUUUCUGAUGUACUUGAGACUGUGAAUAAGCCGUGGAUAUACAUUUCUGGUCCAACAAUUAACCCAACUGGUUUGCUUUACAGCAACACAGAGAUAGAAUGUAUUUUAUCCACUUGUGCUAAAUUUGGGGCACGAGUUGUGAUCGAUACAUCAUUUUCAGGUUUGGAAUUUGACUCUGAGAGUUGGGGGGGCUGGGAUUUAGAAGGGAGCUUGUCAAAGCUCAAUUCUUCUGGAAGCCCAUCUUUUGGGGUCUCACUUCUUGGAGGGCUGUCUCUUAAGAUGCUGAGUGGAGCGCUCAAAUUUGGGUUCCUGGUUCUAAACCAAUCUCACUUAGUUGACACAUUUUAUAGCUUUCCUGGAUUAUGCAAACCCCAUAGCACUGUUAAGUACGCUAUAAAGAAGCUGUUGGGUUUGAGAGAGCGGAAAUCAGGAGACCUAUUGGAUGCUCUUGCUGAACGGAUAAGGACUUUGAGUCAUAGAUCAAAACGUUUAAAGGAGACACUUGAGAAGUGUGGGUGGGAUGUGCUUGAAUCCAGCUCCGGUGUUUCCAUGGUAGCCAAGCCCUCUGCCUAUCUCAACAAGAUUGUGAAGCUCAAGAAGUCACCUAAAGAUGGAGGCAGCAUGGAAAAUGAUGCGACUUAUGAAGUCAAGCUCGAUGACAAAAAUAUAAGGGAAGCUAUUUGUUGGUCCACGGGUUUAUGCAUCAACAGUAGCUUAUGGACUGGAAUUCCUGGCUACUGCCGGUUCACGAUUGCUUUAGAAGAAAGUGAAUUUGAAUGGGCGUUGGAACGCAUUGUUAAAUUCAACGACCUCAUCAAUACCUGAAUUGCUCUGAUAUUGUCAUGUGCUAUCUGAUUUCAUUGUUUUCACAAAUUCGGUUGUGUGAAAUAAACCAUUCUUAUGGUCAGUUACCAGAAACUGAGACAGAGAGAGAGAGAGAGAGAGUUUAGCUUUCUUCGUUGGAGUAAAGCUUCAACUGAGGUUUAUUAUCACCUACAGAUAAUUUGAGCAUUCUUUUGUCUGAGUCAGCCUCAAGUCAGAGGCUCUCAUGUCCAUGUGAAAAAUGCAAGGGUUCAAAUGUUCUCAUUUGAUUUGGCGGAGGUGGUUUAUAAUACAAGUCUUGGGAGUGAACUUUCACUGCUGAAUGUGAAAACCGAAUACAAUAAAUUAUAUGCUUUUUCUGUGUUUUUA